AUGCAUCUCGUUGGAUGGCGUGAAUGCAAGAAGAGAUGGAAGCUCUACAUAAGAACAAGACUUGGGAGCUUGUGCCACUACCACAAGGGAAGAAAGGCCAUUGGCAACAAAUGGGUCUUUAAGAUCAAAAGAAAUAGUGAUGAUCAAGUGGAGCGGUUUCGUGCAAGAAUGGUGGUGAAAGGAUAUGCUCAGAAGGAGGGGAUUGACUUCAACGAAAUAUUUUCCCCUGUGGUUCGAUUAACAACUGCCCGAGUAGUCUUGGUGAUGUAUGACAUGCUGGUAGCAGGCCCCAACAAAGAUCAUAUUGAAGAACUAAAGGCACAGUUGGCUAGGAAAUUUGAAAUGAAGGACUUGGGACCGUGA
Ricinus communis (castor bean) is the source of this 363-nucleotide messenger RNA. RefSeq lists its product as uncharacterized. Lineage: Eukaryota; Viridiplantae; Streptophyta; Magnoliopsida; Malpighiales; Euphorbiaceae. The coding region runs from base 1 to 363 and encodes 120 amino acids. The record is from RefSeq and is a predicted model, not a curated record. The transcript is spliced from 2 exons.